Scylla paramamosain (green mud crab) is the source of this 2228-nucleotide messenger RNA. It is a transcript of the gene Adi1, whose product is annotated as acireductone dioxygenase-like. Gene Ontology annotation, molecular function: acireductone dioxygenase [iron(II)-requiring] activity. NCBI's taxonomy places the organism in Eukaryota, Metazoa, Arthropoda, Malacostraca, Decapoda, Portunidae. Bases 311 to 862 code for a protein of 183 amino acids. The record is from RefSeq and is a predicted model, not a curated record. The transcript is spliced from 6 exons.
GUCUGCUUUGGCGGGCUUCCUUGCCGCUCUGCACCUGACACCCCUCAGUUAAGUGUGAGGCUGCCUGUCAUUUGCGGUGCUUCUUAAAAGAGAGGGCGAGUGAAUGAGAGGGUGGAAUCUGCAUGGGAAACUCGGGUGGUGUAAGUCUGCGCAGCGUGCUCAAGGUCAUCCCCAGAAAGCGCAGCGCCGCGUCCCGAUGAAAAAUUGAGAGUGACAGCACGCCCCUGGAGACACACUGCCUGGAAACAGCCACACCGCUGCAAGGGCAAGGACAUUUAGUAGCAGCAGCAGCAGCAGGACUAGGAUCAGGAUGGUGCGUGCCUGGUACAUGGAUGACAGCUUGGAUGACCAGAGGCUGGAGCACCAGCUCAGCCCACCACAGUCUGUGUCACUGGAGGACCUGGCCAAGAACACAGGCGUCAUGUAUUACAAGUUGGACCCAAAAAAGUAUGAGGAGGAGGGCAAGCUGAGUCGCAUCAAGGAGGAACGUGGGUACAACUACAUGGACGUGAUACAGGUGUCCCCUGAGAAGAUGCACAAUUAUGAGGAGAGGAUCAAAGUGUUCUUUGAGGAACACCUUCACACAGAUGAAGAGAUACGCUUCAUCACGGAAGGCUCUGGUUACUUUGACGUGAGAGAUCAGGAGGACCACUGGAUCAGGAUUGAAGUCACUCCUGGAGACCUGAUCAUCCUACCAGCCGGUAUCUACCACCGCUUCACCCUUGACACAAAGAACUACAUCAAGGCGAUGCGUCUGUUCACUGGAGAGCCGGUGUGGACGCCCCACAACCGCCCCGCAGACAACAUGGAGGCUCGCAAAAACUAUGUUUUGCAACAGAGCAAAGGCUUCAUGGUGAAGUAAAUGUGGAGCAUGCCAUCAAGCUAAUGAGAAGCACCUAGGUAACUAACAUUGGUAGUAUGUCCUUGAGGUACAAAAUGGGGUGUGAUGGCAGCUAGGCACAGGAUGGUUGGGGGUUGUCUGAUGCCCACUGCUGCUGCUGUUCGAGGCUGUGGAUGCCAGACUUCUUUCUGGCCUCUCGUCAAUUUUAUAUGGAACUUUUGUUAAUAAUAUAUAUUCAGAGUAUAUCUUGUUGGUAAUUAUAGGUCAGUAUAUUAGUGCAAUGGAUAGUUGACAUUUUUAAAUGAAUGCAUCUUAAGUAUAAAAAUCUAUAAUUGUAACUUACUAAUUGGAAGAUUAGAUAUAUUUUAGUGUAUGAAAAAUCUGCCUAGUGUAUAUAUAUAUAUAUAUAUAUAUAUAUAUAUAUAUAUAUAUAUAUAUAUAUAUAUAUAUAUAUAUAUAUGAAAAUACAUGCAGUUAUAAAAAUAUUUGACUUUGAAGUUUGAAUUGAUGUUGUAUGGGCAUUACGAAUGUUUUGGCCUAAACCUGAGAGCAGUUGCUUGUAAAGCAUAAAAGUACAACUUCCUUGGUACAAACCACUCUUCCUCCCAACACAUGCACACUGGAGAUGAAUUAGAUAUUCUGUAUCUGCAUAAUUUUGAAACCACAUAUGUGUUUGAGAUUUGAUAAACACCUCCAUCCUUACAGUUCACAAACAAGAUGUUACAAAUGUAAGAAAAAUUACAUUAUUGAGGACUUCUUAUCACUGUCAUGGAAUGCUGUAACAGUCAGAAAUCACACAGUAAAAUAUGGUGAAAGUGCUGUUUGAAAAAGAUAUCAUAAUCUAUAGCAAGUAUUGUGAAAGAAACCCAUUCAUGAGAUAUCAUCCAUGUAUCUCAGAAUUCAGACAUCUGAUUCACCUUCAACACACAUUUGCUCUGGUCAGCUUGUUAAACCAACCAGGCUUUAAUGCACAUUAUGCUAUCACUUGCUUAUUCCAAGCACAAAAUAUACUCUUGGUAGCUUGCUGGAUAAAAUUAUGCAAUUACUUUAGCUUAUCAAGAGAGAGAGAGAGAACAUAUUUUCCAUGAUCCAAAACAUUCCAUUAUUAUUUCCUUUAUUUGUUUUUCUGUAGCCUAAAAUUUGAAAUUACAUGACUAUUUCCCACAUCUGUAGUAAGUAUGGACAUAUCUCUCUACAAGUGGCCUUAUCACAACAAUUAAGUACAUGAAUUUUCAGCUGUGAAAUUGAAAAUAAAUGUUAGCUUGGUAGUAUAGCACAUGGCCCUUUGUUGUGGUAAGUAUAGAUGCCAUGGUUUGUGUGAUGAAAGAUGUAUCUUGUACUUUUUGAUCCCAGGGUUGUUAUUGGUGCAAUAAAUAUCUGUGACAAA